GGAGGCCAUGUUGUUGGUUUUUCGCCUCAUCGUGGCGACCCUAGUCUUCCUGAAGGUGUCCUGCAGCCCUGUGAAUCUGGCCCUGGAAGGAGCAUGGAAAGGAUGGAAAGAAACGCACGCUAAGGGCUACCUGGAGGAGGAAGAAGCUUUCCGUCGGACGGUCUGGGAGAAGAACCUGUGGAGAAUUGAACGGCACAAUUUGGAAGCCGCUCGGGGCAAACACAGCUUCCAACUGGCCAUGAACCACUUGGGUGAUCUGACAGAUGAGGAGUUUAACCAGAUGUUGAAUGGUUUCCAGCCCCAGGAAGCCGAACAGUACGAAGAGGGUGACGUUGACUUCCAAGAAUCAGCCACGGCUGAGACACCCAAGCAGGUGGACUGGCGUACGAAGGGUUACGUUACUCCCGUAAAAGAUCAGGUAGUCCGGCUAGAAUUGUUCUUUUUUCUACAUCGACUCGCAUCUCUGUAAAAUCUGCUCUUCCUCCUCCUUCCUUCCUGCUUCUGUUGCACUGAUAUGGAACCAAGGAACCAGUUUUGUUCUCCUGUUCCUGU
This is a messenger RNA of Pseudonaja textilis, 552 nucleotides long. The record is from RefSeq and is a predicted model, not a curated record. Lineage: Eukaryota; Metazoa; Chordata; Lepidosauria; Squamata; Elapidae.